Molecule: messenger RNA, 1423 nt
Organism: Talpa occidentalis (Iberian mole)
Lineage: Eukaryota; Metazoa; Chordata; Mammalia; Eulipotyphla; Talpidae
Gene: SEC13
Product: SEC13 homolog, nuclear pore and COPII coat complex component
Exons: 9
Coding region: 71-1039 (322 amino acids)
Biological process (GO): protein import into nucleus; COPII-coated vesicle budding; positive regulation of TOR signaling
Cellular component (GO): nuclear pore outer ring; COPII vesicle coat
Molecular function (GO): structural molecule activity; protein binding
Source: RefSeq, a predicted model, not a curated record
CCGGAAGUGAGCCGUCAGGAGGCGCCGCCGCCCGCUGCCACGUCCGAGACCGGGAGCCGCCGCCGCCGCCAUGGUGUCCGUGAUUAACACGGUGGACACCUCCCACGAGGACAUGAUUCACGACGCCCAGAUGGACUACUACGGCACCCGCCUGGCAACCUGCUCAUCGGACAGGUCCGUCAAAAUCUUUGACGUGCGCAACGGAGGGCAGAUCCUCAUCGCCGACCUCAGGGGGCACGAGGGCCCUGUGUGGCAGGUGGCCUGGGCCCACCCCAUGUACGGCAACAUCCUGGCGUCCUGCUCCUACGACCGCAAGGUCGUCAUCUGGAAGGAGGAAAGCGGCACCUGGGAGAAGACCCAUGAGCACACGGGCCACGACUCCUCCGUGAACUCUGUGUGCUGGGCCCCCCAUGACUACGGUCUGAUCCUGGCCUGCGGGAGCUCGGACGGGGCCAUCUCCCUGCUGACCUACACCGGGGAGGGCCAGUGGGAAGCCAAGAAGAUCAACAAUGCUCACACGAUUGGCUGCAACGCGGUCAGCUGGGCCCCGGCCGUCGUGCCCGGAAGCCUCAUAGACCAGCCGUCGGGCCAGAAGCCCAACUACAUCAAGAAGUUCGCAUCGGGCGGCUGCGACAACCUCAUCAAGCUGUGGAAGGAGGAGGAGGACGGCCAGUGGCGCGAGGAGCAGAAGCUGGAAGCGCACAGCGACUGGGUUCGCGACGUGGCCUGGGCGCCCUCCAUCGGCCUGCCCACCAGCACCAUCGCCAGCUGCUCGCAGGACGGGCGCGUGUUCAUCUGGACCUGCGACGACGCCUCGGGCAGUACGUGGUCCCCAAAACUGCUGCACAAGUUCAAUGAUGUGGUGUGGCACGUCAGCUGGUCCAUCACCGCCAACAUCCUGGCCGUCUCGGGCGGAGACAACAAGGUGACCCUGUGGAAGGAGUCGGUGGACGGUCAGUGGGUGUGCAUCAGCGACGUCAACAAGGGCCAGGGCUCCGUGUCCUCGUCCGUCACAGAGAGCCAGCAGAACGAGCAGUGACGAGCCAGGCGGCCUGGCGCCCACCUGGGCCAGCUGACCGAACCACUGGGGGAAGAGCUGCCAACACCCACAAGGCCCCCUCCAGGAGCAGUGACGCAUGCGCCACGGACAGAUCAUCCGCCCUAACGUGAUUGGAUGUGGUUUGUAAUUUAUUGUCCAGCGGAAAGCACUCGUGUUAGGAGGGGGAAAGUAGAAAUGAUCUUCAAAUCUAUUAUUUUAAGAUAUUUUUGGCCAUUUUUAUGUACCUUUUGGGUUUAGGCAUUAUUUGGGAGGUUUUGUUUUCCAAGUAAUAAACUCACGUUGCUUAUAAUUCUGCUGCAUUGUCCUCCCCCGUCCCUAGAAAGCCGUGUCCUGCUGGCCAGCAUGCUGGAACAGGAACACUCG